Molecule: messenger RNA, 4494 nt
Organism: Rhizoctonia solani
Lineage: Eukaryota; Fungi; Basidiomycota; Agaricomycetes; Cantharellales; Ceratobasidiaceae
Product: E3 ubiquitin-protein ligase MARCH6
Exons: 18
Coding region: 1-4494 (1497 amino acids)
Cellular component (GO): endoplasmic reticulum membrane
Molecular function (GO): zinc ion binding
Source: RefSeq, a predicted model, not a curated record
AUGGACUCAGAUCGGAAUGUCGACAUAACCGAGGUCGACACUUGUCGUAUUUGCAGUGCACCAGCAGAGGAAGAUCAGCCACUCUUCUAUCCUUGCAAGUGCUCAGGCACGAUUCGCUAUAUUCACCAAGAUUGCUUGACCACAUGGCUAGCUCACAGUAAGAAACGCUCGUGUGAUGUGUGCAAAUAUGAAUAUGGCUUCACUAAAGUAUACAAGAAUGAUAUGCCCGACCGGCUCCCAGCCGAGCUAUUCCUAAGAAAGCUAUCUCUUCAAAUGGCCAAAGUUCUCAUUACGUCGCUGCGACUUGUCAUGAUAUCCGUAAUAUGGCUCGCCAUAUUGCCCUAUUUGACGCUAUGGGUCUGGAGGUUUUAUUUUUGGACCGGUGAAGCAUUGGCCCACUGGGUGGUUGGGCGAGAACUACCUGAUAAAACGCCCCCUCCACCAGCACAUCCUUCGUCGUCGGCCAAUGAUACACAGACUCCUCUCCCUUCACGGCCUCUUUGGGCUACCUUUUUGCCUCAUGACCUCGGGGCCGAUAUUUUCAAAGGACAGAUCAUUACCAUUGCAGUUGUCAUCGUUUUUCUCACUAUCUUCCUUCUUCGAGAAUGGAUCAUUCAGAAUGCGCGCCCCGGAGUUUUUGGAGACGAAGAGCCUGAUGUUGUGGCGGCGGCUCCGGAUCUUAUUCCUCCACAGGAGGCAGUGGCGGGAGUUGGAGCACCCAUCCAAGAACAGCACAUGGCCCUCCAGGAUGCUCUUCGAGCUGCAGAAAUACUCGCUCGACAAGAGUUAGAGGCAGAAGAAUUGCGAAAUCCUCCCGACGAGGAUCUACAUCUGCGUGAGGCACUGCCUGAUAUUCUAAGCUCGUCUGAAGAGGAUCCAGAAGAAAAUGAUUCUGUAAGCAUAGUCAGCCACCCAGAUAUAAUAUCAAUGUCCAGUGGUUUUGGAGCGGAGGAAGGCCAACUUGAAGAGACAGCGGUCCCAGCCCUUGGAAUUGACGACACUCUGUCUGAGAGUUUGGUGGCUACCCGGCGCGUGGAACGAGAACCUUCUGCUGGGGAUCUAGAUCCGAUUCCCUCUUCAACAAGGACCAACGGAUCAAGUGACACCAUAUUUGGAGCAUCCACAAGGCUCGGGGAGACUGGCUCCGAGUCGCUUGCUUAUUCGAUUGAAUCAUCACUCGAUGGAAGUCGGCCAGUUGCCAGCUUAGGAGAGUUUCACUUUACAUUACCUGCACCACAUCCCGCAUCCCCUCAGGAUAGCCCACUCAAUAUCCCCCUUCCUGAUUCUCCGAUGGAGGCUCGCCCCGAUCCUUUCAGGACGUUUUCCACAGACUCUGCAUCAACUGCUUCGACAUCUGUAACUCGAGCUCCACGAGCCAUUAAGCCAUUACCAGCAGGGCCGUCAAAACGAAUGACUUCCUCUACUCCCGCAUUCAAGGGCACCAAGGAAUUCGACGACUUCAGAUUUAGCUUUUCUUCUACCCCACCUACCCUCUCCCAAAGCAGCUCUCGCCCUUCCUCCAGGCCACCCUUACCACCUAGCACGCCUGGCCUCGACGAACCAGUUCCAGCGACCGAUUCACCACAUGUUGCUCUCUAUCGACCUCCUGAGGAUAUGACCUCUGAACCGGGUUACUUUGACGACCGUUUGCCUUUGGCCUCGUCGGGGUUGGCCACAGAAGUAGCUUACAUGGAGAGACUGGGAAUGGAGCAAAAUGAAGACGAGAUGCCACACAGACCAUUGACAUCAGGGGAGCCGGACGAAGAGAUGCCCGCUCUCGUAGCGUACGAUGAUGUACCAGAGAGGCUGGUUGAGGACGUCCCACAGCCGAUGGUUGAGGCGGCUGAAGAUCAAGCAGCGCGACAACGAGUAUUGGCAGAGUUGGAGCAAAGGGUUGCACAGAUACCUCGUGCCCCUCCUGUUGAGGAGGAAGAUGAAGAAGAUGCCCAGGAUGUAGAGCCUAUGGGUGACGAUGAUAUGGACGGAGCCUUGGAAGCGAUUGGAAUGCGUGGACCUAUAACGACCGUGUUCCAGAACGUUUUCCUGAUGAUUUUUAUUAUCGAUCUUGCUAUUGCAGUUGGGAUUUGGGUGCCUUUUACAAUGGGGAAGACGACUGCGCUUUUAUUCUUACAGCCAGCAGACAUACUCGUGCUCAUUCGAUUUCCGAUUUUAGCUGUGCGCAUAAUGACAGAUCCUAUAGUGGAUGGAUUAUUGUUCCUUGUCAACCUCCUCCUUCGUCCAUUAAAGUGGGCGAUCACACGCAUACUUCCGUUUACGCUUUCAGUUCCCAAGCCACCGGCUGCAGUAUCUCCGACCCCUCAAACAGUCUUGAAUCUUACUGCGAUACAAAACACAGCAUACCGCUAUUGGGACAGGCUUCUCGCACAUUCUCGUGCAGCUGCAGAUCCCUCAGUCCCCCAGCCUUCUCCAACAAAUGUGGUCGAACGUAUCGUAUUCCAUCUCCCUGCACCUUCCAUGCAAUCUCUGGAACAAGCAGAGUCGCGAUUUGCUGCACUUGGCCGAACCGUGCGAUUAUUUUCACAUGCCUUUGCUCGGAGAUGGCAGCAACUGGCGACCGCGGAUGGGACCUCUGAACGUGCGUUCGCAAUAUGCUUAGGAUAUAUAGUUCUCUGCAUGAUUAUGGGCAUUUAUUUGGGCGCACUCAAUGCGGGGGCCGUUCGAGGGGCUGCUCGAGCCCUGCGAAAUGCGGUGAAGCAGCAGCUGAUAGUCGUAAAGGUUGCGCUCUUUAUCGGCCUUGAAUUACUGGUCUUCCCAACUGGGUGCGGGGUCGUCUUAGAUAUCGCGACGCUGCCGCUGUUCGAGUCGGCCACGUUGGCGGGCAGGAUCGCGUUCUACGACUCUGCCCCACUGACCGCGUUCUUUUGCCAUUGGCUACUGGGUACGAUAUUUAUGUAUCAAUUUGCGCUUACGUUGGGGGCAUGUCGGGCGGUGAUGCGGCCCGGAGCUAUGUGGUUCAUCAAGGAUCCGCAAGAUGCAUCUUUCUCACCCAUACGCGAUAUCCUCGAUAAACGUGUGUUAACGCAACUCCGAAAACUCGCGGUAAGCGCGGUGAUGUACACCGUCGUGAUCGUGGUCGCGGUCGGUAGCGUCGUAUAUACCAUCCGCUAUGCAUACAUCUUCUCCGGUAUUCUGCCGCUACGGGGAAAUAUGCGGGAGCCCCUUUCGGAGAUUCCCGUCGACUUGCUGUUCCUCCACUUGGUCAUGCCCCCAACGGUCAAGCGCCUAACAAUUGGGAGCUGGAUGAAGGCGCGACUAGAAGUAUGGUGGAAAUUUAUGGCGCGGCAGCUCAGGUUAUCAUCGUUCAUGUUCAAUCAGCUACAUGCAGAUGAACUCCAACGCGAAUCGAGGGGUCUACGACCGAUGAAUGGGCCCGCUGAAACCUGGACGAUUCCUUCAGAUGAGCACCUCUAUGGCAGAUGGCUACGCGUUCCCAAGAGCGAUAACAUUGCUUUCUUGCGUGACCAACCUGUACUGAUUGAAGUCAAUCAUGCGGGGCAGGCCGUACGACCACGCGGAGAAGAAGUCAUGGCUCAACAAGACGAAGAGACUCGUCGCGCAGGACGCACACCCGAGCAAGACUACAUCAUUGUUCACGUUCCACCCUACUUUGGGCUUCGCUGCUUGGCACUGGUCAUGUUGCUUUGGAUUACAGCAGCGUGGAUCACCGUUACAGGAACCGUUGGACCCAUCCUGCUAGGACGCUGGUUACUAUCUACAAUUGCUCAUAAAUCCAACGUGCAUGACGGUUACUCACUUGUCGUAGGCUGGUAUGUCCUCUGGGGUCUUUGGCGAGCCUAUCGCUCCCAAGUCCGUUCCUGGGCCUCAGCUCUGGUCUGGGUAGCCAAUGUCCUCUGCAUUGGGAUUGGCAUGGGGGUCGUAAUGCCCAUCCUCGUGGCUGUGACGCUCCAGAUGUAUGUUGUCCUACCGCUACGUCUGUGGUGGAACCCCGAAACAGUGCCCGUGCUUCGAAUCGCCGAGGACUGGGCGCUCGGACUCGUAUUGAUGAAAAUUGGAUGGCAAACCUGGAGAUUAAGGGCCCGUGUACCCGCUCAGGCACCAGUUGGUGAAGUAGCCAGGGUUGAAGACGGUGGCGACGAACCAGACGAAGCGGAUCGACGGAUGGAAGAUCUUGGUAGAGCCAUGGAGCAGAUUAUUCGUGCAGGUCUGACGAACCCAGACGCGGUCGCCGCAAUUCGAACAUUUGUUGCACCUGUUUGCGGCGGAUUGGUGCUUGUGAUCGGGGCACCUGGAGCAAUUGUGUGGGCGUUGGGGAGAAUGUAUGGUGCACCCGUGGGUGGUGAUGACGUGUUGCUAUCUCUCGUUUACCCCGGGAUUUUCUGCGGGACAGCGGCGGUGGGGCUCUGGAAGGCUGGUAGCCGGGCGGCCAAAAAGUGGCUACAAGGCGUGCGGGACGAUGAGUUCCUGGUUGAGAUGCGGUUGAAAAAUCUCGAGCCCCAGGUGGCAAAGCAGUAG